UGCAUACAUUCUACAAAUACAAAAGAUAAAUUUUGUCCAAAGAAAGAUGCUUUUUUUAUUGCAAACAAUCAAACGUCUUCAAUGUGGCAAAAACUGCAUAAUGUUUUAACCAUACCAAUGGAAACUAAAGUGACUAGUAAAACCAGCAGUUUAAAAGCGCUAUUGCUACGAGCAUGGCGAGAACGUUGGACCGACUUGCAAUGGGGUAUUAAUAUUAAAACAAUUCUUCCAAGGGGAGUAAGCGGUGAUGUACAUAACUUAGCUGAUUGUAUAUUACAACAAGCAUUAGUAGGACCAGGGCCUAAUCAAUUAGUUUUGUCAUAUUUGAAACAUUCUUUAAGCUCUCAGCUAGUGUCAUAUGCAGCAGUGUUGCAGCGAAUAAGUAAAUACGAUGCAUUUCACAAGCCUCAUUGCAUAUUAAGCUUACUCGAAUUUUUGGAAUCAAUACAAGUUGGUAUUACAUGUCGUGGUAAACCAGAAGAAGAUCUUUUAGCAGCAGCAGUUUUAUCUAUUGUCCAUUGGCUCUUGCAAUGUUAUCUACAUGCAUUGACAAAAGUACCCCAGAAUAAUCCUCUUACUCUGCAUUCAAAUGAGUUAUUAGACAAACCUGCCAGUAUCUUGCAGCAGGUACUGAAUUCGGAUUUUCUUUGUGCUAUGAUGUAUCUAGCUAAAUAUGAUGACAAAGAUCUGUACAUAGAUGUUGUGAAAAAAUGUCAAGAAAUCGAGACAUUACUCAAAACGAGCAGUCAAAAGUCUGUAGUAGCAAUAGAGGAUUCUCUGAAAAAAUUAUGCAAUUUAGAGAUCGAUAGUCUCUGCCCUGAAAAGACUAAAAUGGAGUCCAUCACUCAUUGUUUACAACCACUUUUUGCCGUUCAAGUGUUAUUGAAUCCCAGCACUGAAACAACUGUGUUUGUAAAUCAAUUAUUGAUGUUGCAAAGAUUAAAGAGUUAUACAAAUGCACGGCUUUAUUGCGAAAUAAUUCGCGCUUGUUUGAUGUGCCUGCACAAUGUGACAGGAACAUUUAAAGAGUCACAAUGGGGAGCUUUCAUGUUUCUAAAAGUGCCUCUCAUAUUGAAAGAAUUGCACGCAACUACUGUAAAUGGCGAUGAGAAGUUGGAGUAUUCACAAGAUAUUUUAGAUGCAUUCGAAUUGUUGCUUCAGUUUACGCCUUUGCUUGAUAUAAUGGACUCCACAUGCUCGUGCAAUUAUGUAGAAUGUUUGCUAAAUGAAUUGCAGAAGGUAAAUCUUGUGACGGAAAAGCAGGCGAAGCAAAUAAGCGCGAAAAGGGAGGGAGUAACAGCAGCUCUUCAAAAAUUGGAGCCGUCUAGCACUCCAACAUCAUCCAUCCCAAAAGUUAUUAUAUGUGCAGAACCGACAUUAGCCGGCAUCUUGAAGACUUUGAAUGCUGAUUACACAAAGAGCUCUUUAUUGAGUAUGUUAUAUCAUGUUUUGAACAGUUUUGAAUUAAUGCUGGCUGUGGCAACUGUAGAAGGAAAACUGAAGACUUUCGUUAACAAACUUAUCAAACUCAAUGAAUGCAGUAAACAGAUCAACGAGUCUGUGACUGGCAAAACAGCAGCAAAGCAAAGAGCAAUGUCAUUCGAUGUAUCGUUUCUUAUGUUGUGCUCCAUAGUGCAAACGUAUGGUUCUGAUGUUGUCUUAGAAGAAGGAGGGGAUUCAUUUUUCGAACAAUGGGUGCGCGAGUGUAUGCCUGAACGAAAGAAGCCAAAGUCACCACAGAGGAUGCUGCAAAACGUCGAUCCGGCACGGGUGGAUGCUUUGCUAACGCAAUUAAAUUCGCCAGAUCCUGAUUUCAAAUCAAGUAAUCUGAAAUGGCAUGUCGCAUGUCAAUCAGCGAUGGGCGCAGUAAAAGAAUUGCUUUGCGCAUGGGAGAGCGGUGUGCUAGGCGCAGGCGAUGUCAAAAUGGCUCUGGACGGUUUGCGCACAGCAGCAUGCUGUCUGCCCGUCUGUGCCGCAGCAUGGCUUUGCGCCUACAUGAGUAUUACGCACCAGGACGCUCUGUUGAAACCCAUGAAUAUGGUUCAGCAUUUUCUGACACCGUUACCGGGUGACGAGAUGCAGGAUAAUCUCAAAGAAAGAUCAAGUUUAAUGUUUCAAAUUAUUCGGAAAAUGCAAUACGACGUACAUCCGCCUACACAAUCAAAAACAAAGGUGCUUUCUAUGUCCCAUAGUAUUAUUUCGCGGCAGCCAAUACUGGAACAAUUGGAAUCCGUUUGGCAGAAUAUAAAUCAACGUGGUUGGAUAAACAUACAAGCUACACAGUCAUUGGAAUCCUUAUUAAAUACUGGUGGUUCUUUAUGGUUCGUUACGAAUAUAAUAAAGGAAGUAUUAAAAUAUCGAUAUCAAGAAGAAUUGGAUCAAGCUGUGGAUCUGGCAUUUGCUAUCUUCCAUCUUGAUAUAGAAAAUUGCACUUUAGAUCUCAUAAAUCAUAUAAUACCGCAAUACUUGGAUAAUUCGUUGCAGAGCGAUGAACUUGUAGAGCCACAGUCGUCUAUCCUAGCUAAAUUAUGCGUAUAUUGUAUAUUUUCUACUUUGGAAUACAACAACUCGAAUCCAUAUCGGAGCAACAAUCGUAAACGCGUGCGGCGUGAAUUGGAUGCGGACGAACUGGAUCCAUUAAGCAUGUCUAAUAAGCUUUUGCGACUGAAUGAAACGGGUGAAAGCGUUCCCAUGUUCGGUUCACAGAGCCCACAGUCGCAAGGUUCUAAUAAUGGACAAAAAUCUAUGGUUGUUCUGAGGGAUCCGCUUAUGACUGCAUUGAACAAUCUAUUCACCAUGUUCGCUUUUCUAGCUGGUAGAGACGGAGAAGUGUGUCAACAGACUCAUUUUAUAUUUCAGUUCCUGCGAUUUACAGUACAAUGCGGCAAAGAUAGAACUCGUAUCGUGUUGCAGGGAAUGCCGCAAACUCUGGUACCCUGUCUUCUUAAAGCAUUACCCGAAUUGUUCACGACUGAUAUUUUACUACGAUUAUACGAUAUACAAACCGUAAUCGGGCGCAUGGCAACCGCACGAGACUUAUGUAUGUUGCGGAAUAUUAACUUAAAGCCCACAAAAUAAAUAUACAGCUCUGUGUCCUAAGAUAGGGUGCUUGUUUUUUUCUUAAAUGUGAUUUUAUUAUGAUUAA
Camponotus floridanus (Florida carpenter ant) is the source of this 3145-nucleotide messenger RNA. RefSeq names its product mediator of RNA polymerase II transcription subunit 24. The transcript has 12 exons. The record is from RefSeq and is a predicted model, not a curated record. Bases 82 to 3078 code for a protein of 998 amino acids. Gene Ontology annotation, molecular function: transcription coregulator activity. NCBI's taxonomy places the organism in Eukaryota, Metazoa, Arthropoda, Insecta, Hymenoptera, Formicidae. Gene Ontology annotation, cellular component: mediator complex.